Culex pipiens pallens (northern house mosquito) is the source of this 3299-nucleotide messenger RNA. It is a transcript of the gene Eip63E, whose product is annotated as cyclin-dependent kinase 14. Gene Ontology annotation, molecular function: cyclin-dependent protein serine/threonine kinase activity; heme binding; ATP binding. Bases 1314 to 2801 code for a protein of 495 amino acids. Gene Ontology annotation, cellular component: cytosol; nucleus; cytoplasm. Lineage: Eukaryota; Metazoa; Arthropoda; Insecta; Diptera; Culicidae. The transcript has 10 exons. The record is from RefSeq and is a predicted model, not a curated record. Gene Ontology annotation, biological process: protein phosphorylation.
UCGAAGCGUUUGCGGUGUUACGGAGUUCAGUAUCGCGCGCGUCAUUCCGGGUUCGCUGUGCUACCUCGUGUGUGUGUUUGUAUGUGUGUGAGCUGGGCCAAUCUAGGUUCUUCCCUUGCACUAGUGGUGUAAUCUCGGCGCAGGGUUCCCAGGCCUGAAGAAGGAAGUUCUGUUCUGUGUGGAGAGUUUUAGGGGGUUCGGUGCGCUGAAAGAACGCCGAGUUGCGGAGUUCAUUAGAGAGCAUGUGUCCUGUCCACUCCGUGUCACGACACGUCCACGUCAUGCAGUGUCGAGAUUAAUGCGUUCGCUAAUUAGCUAAUUAAUUCGGUGGUGGGUUCUGGUGCAGCUCAGGCGGUUCCUCUCAGUGUGACCUUAUUUGACAGGUUUUGAUAAUCUGCUCGAAAAGUGCUGCUGCGCCAGCUUGUUGGUGACUUCAUAGCCCCGGUGUGACGGCAGCAGUGUCUGUACCGGAGUCUAGUCUCUUUCGCGAGAACCCCCACGCGCCAAACCAAAGAAGUACUCCCAUUUAAGGCGUGUGGUAUUACUCAUCUAGAUAUUCCGUGUUGUGUGUUGUACCGUUCCAUUUUGUGGGACUUGUUCGUAAACAUCGAGCAAAUUUGCCUCCGCGUCGAGUCCGCGGCGUAUUAAUCAGAACCAAUCGGGGUGUCGCUGCUCGACUCGUAGUGUUGUGUCAUAACUGCCGUUAACGAGUGUCGUGUCGUGUACACCAGCCAGCAAUCUAUGCUCUAACGCUGCAUCGACAUCGCGUUCGCAGCUACCACGUCUUGCUGGUUCUGCUCAGUGUCCUACCCCAAGCAGAUCUACUUGAAUGCCGUUGAAGCGAGCGUUUCAACGCGAAGACAAGAAUCAAAACAAAUCGCUGUCCCGCGCGGGUUGUUUCAACGAAGUAGAUCCGUUUGUGUGAGUUCAGAUUUUGGGACUACUGAAAGAUUCAACAGUCAGUCAGGGCAAUAACAUAACUUCAAUAAACGCGUUACGCACGGUAGUGAAAGUUUACGGUGAAGCCCCCCCCUCGCAUCCAGAUUGAAGAAUAAAUUAUUAAUUGACGUGAAGAGAGGGGAAAAGGCUGACUUCCCGUCGAGGCACAGCUGGUGGGAUUCGUUGAACGAGGGGAGAAGAAGAUUCAGUGAGCAAGUUGUUCUGAAAGUAAAGCAAAGUUUGUGUUGUGUGUGUCGGCGGUGAAGUUGUGCCGAAGUGAGGAAAACCUUGAAGGAGAACAUCUGAAUCGGAGAUUGAGCAACCCGGGAACGCGUAGCAAUACGCGUUAAAGUUUGGUCAGAAUUGAGCCGCCUAUGUACAUCAAGAAGGAGAAGAAGGAAGGAGUAACAAUGCGUGAGAAAAAAGGAGGUGCCCUGCAGAAGCUCAAAAAGCGACUAUCGCACAGCUUCGGUCGAUUAUCGAUAUCCAGGGAGGAUAACGACGACAGCACGCAACACAAUAACCACCAUCUGCCGCACCAUCACCACCACCACCACGGACAUGGCCACAAUCGUGGCGGUAAAGUGCCCUUCAACGGUUACACAUCCGAGGAGUAUCUGGACCGGUUGGAACCGAACGGAAACAUUCCGGCCGACAAGCAGACGUACCAUAAACACUGGAACCGGGUCGGCGACCACGAGCGGGUCCACCGGCAGCUGUCCGUGUCCUCCGACAGCAAGCUGCUCGACGAGGACAUCCGGGAGGAAACACGUGUGAUAAUGCGACCUAAGAAGCCGCCCCGGCCCAAGUCCGAGGUGUUCCUGAACAAACACGACCCGCAUCCCAGGAGGAAACGAUUCAGUGCAUUUGGGGGUGACUCUCCGUUCGGCAAAACAGAAGCAUACAUCAAACUCGAGCAGCUCGGCGAAGGAUCUUAUGCGACGGUAUUCAAGGGUUAUAGCAAUUUAACAAAUCAAGUGGUGGCGCUAAAGGAAAUCCGGUUACAGGAAGAGGAAGGUGCCCCGUUCACGGCGAUCCGGGAGGCGUCCCUGCUGAAAGAACUGAAACAUUCAAACAUCGUGACGCUGCACGACAUCGUCCACACGCGGGAAACGCUCACGUUCGUGUUUGAGUUUGUGAAUACCGACCUCUCGCAGUACAUGGAGCGGCAUCCGGGCGGGCUGGACCACCGAAACGUGCGACUGUUCCUGUUCCAGCUGCUGCGAGGCCUCUCCUAUUGCCAUAAAAGACGCGUUCUGCACCGGGACGUGAAGCCGCAGAACCUGCUCAUCAGCGAGAUGGGCGAACUGAAGCUGGCCGAUUUCGGGCUGGCCCGUGCCAAGAGUGUUCCAAGUCACACGUACUCGCACGAGGUGGUCACGCUGUGGUAUCGACCCCCAGACGUACUGCUGGGCAGCACCGAGUACUCGACCUCGCUGGACAUGUGGGGCGUCGGGUGCAUAUUCGUCGAAAUGAUCACCGGCAUGCCGACGUUCCCGGGCAUCCGGGACACGUACGACCAGCUGGACAAGAUUUUCAAAAUCCUCGGCACGCCCACGGAGGAGUCGUGGCAGGGCGUAACGCAUUUACCGGGCUAUAAGCUGCAUAUGUUAGGCUUCUUCAAACCCCGCAAGCUAGGCUUAAGCUUUCCCCGGCUGUACGAUAUUAUCGAGGGUGAGAUGAUGGCGAGUGCGUUCCUGCAGCUGAACCCGGACAACCGGAUAAGCGCCGAGGACGCGCUCCGGCACCCCUACUUUGCUCCGUUGCCAAAAAAGCUGUACGAGCUUCCGGAUGAGCUGUCCAUCUUCACCGUCGAGGGUGUGUACCUUCAGCCGGAGCCAAACCGCCACCACCAUAAAUGAGAGUUAAGACAAAGUAAAACCCUAGAUGCAAUACGUUAUUACUGUUAGUAGUGAAUGCAUAGUAGUUCGGCCCUCCCCCCUUCCUCAUCCUACCCACACUCGCUCUGUUUGCUUGAGGAGGAGGAGGAGGAGGAAGAGGGUAACGAGGGUGAACAAGUAAAACAAAAAACAAGUUGAGUAAAACAACAAGAAAGAUUUAAGGUAACACUAAAAUACUGAACUAAUACAAGCACACGUGCACCAUGUGCCACACCCCUGCGUUCUGCGUUCUGUGAUCAAAGAAACAAACAAAAACAAAAAUAUAACAGAAGGAUUCGCGCGAAAGAAAUGGAAUUUAACAAACUACUAACGAGAGCACGUACCCGGCGAAGUAGUUUGUUCCAGUGUUAAUCAAACUAACGCGCAUGUUUUGAGCAGCACUCGCUCUAGAUUUUUUUCUUUCAUCUUCCAGCAACGCAUAGUUUUCGUUCUUCUCUAUUAACUUUUAACUCGAGAGAA